GAAAUUGCAACUUUGACAUCAAAUCCAAAUUGUAGUUGAAAUCGAAGUUGAAUAAGAGAAGGGGGAAAAAACUGAAAAUGUUUGUGUUACCACUCAUAGCCUGCUUUGUUCUAGUGCAAGGAUCUGUCAUCAUCCAAGAGGUACACCAGCCUCAGCCUUACAAAUUCGGAUACACGAUCAAAGACAAAAGUAGCCAGCAGUAUAGGGAAGAAUCUGGUAAUGGAGUAGGUGUAGUCCAAGGAAGCUAUGGUUUCACAGAUCAUCGAGGUAUCCAACGACAAGUCAACUACGUGGCAGACAAAGCAGGAUUCAGAGCCCAAGUCAAGACUAAUGAGCCUGGAACAGCAAGUCAAAAUUCCGCUGCAGUCCAAAUGAUAUCCAGUAAUGACGUUCAUUCUUACCUCAGCGGUUCUAGAGCUCCAGUCCUUGUCCAAGCCGUUCCAGUACUGAGUUUGGGCUAUCCAAACGGUGGCAUAUCAGGUGGAAUGUACGGUUAUAACAAUGGGCUUCAGGGUGGUUUAGGAUACAGCGGCCUUCUGGGAGCGGGUUAUGGAGGAGUUGUAAAUUUUGGUGCAAAUCUAAUUGGAGGUUCCAUCAGAGGGUACGACAGCCGCUUUAAUCAGCAUUUAAACUAAAAAUAUAAUUGCAUUAGAAGUCUAGAUUGUUGAACGUGUAGUUUGAAAAUAUGUACAUAUGUCACUUUGAAGGUCUUUUCUUAGACUUGUCGUGUGAAUUUUUGUAUAAAGUCGCCAUUUCCGAAAUCUUCUUAAUUUAUACCUUUUCAGACCUCGAAGCAAAUAAACACUGUUGACUACUUACUACUUCUGACUGAAUCUUCAGCUUUCUAGGUAUAGGGUUUUUGGGGAAACAAAGUUGGUAUUUUCCUUUCGGUAUGAUUAGCGAAUUGACAAAAUUAUUUCUUUCUCCUUUCAAGUUGUCUGGACUUUUCUAAUCUGAGGAAAUUUAAAUCCUGGGUAAUUUAUUAUUCGUUGCUUUAUACUUCAGUUUUGUCGGUAUUUACAUUCUUAUCCUUAUUAGUAUAUCUAUGGUUACUACUUUCUUUUCGGCAUGAGUAAUGAUCGACUGCUUUCUGGGGGCAUUUCUGAAAUUGCCUAGGUUGAGUAAAAUCACAUUUAGUGGUAUUUCCAAAGUACACUGCGGUAUUUUUAGUUUUCUCAUUCCUCUGCUAUUUCUGCAUUAAAUUACCCGAAUAGAAAAUUUGCUUUGUGAUUCUAUAGAAGUUCUGGAAGGUGUUCUCAAGCUUUAUUUAUUGCCUGUCUAAUGCUCAUUUCUGUGAUAACUAUUGUGAAGCGAUGUAUGACACUAAAUGUAUUAUUUUUAAUUAUGUGUAUUUUGGGAUUUUAAUAAAAGGACCUGAAAUUACUAUAAAA
Molecule: messenger RNA, 1391 nt
Organism: Stegodyphus dumicola
Lineage: Eukaryota; Metazoa; Arthropoda; Arachnida; Araneae; Eresidae
Product: cuticle protein 16.8-like
Cellular component (GO): chitin-based extracellular matrix
Molecular function (GO): structural constituent of chitin-based larval cuticle
Source: RefSeq, a predicted model, not a curated record